This is a messenger RNA of Linum trigynum, 531 nucleotides long. The record is from the annotation of a GenBank genome assembly. NCBI's taxonomy places the organism in Eukaryota, Viridiplantae, Streptophyta, Magnoliopsida, Malpighiales, Linaceae.
AUGAACAUCAACAACACUCUCAUCUACAACACUCUCAUCUCCUCUUCUUCUCCAGCUGCCGGAAACGGAGCACUCAGAGUCCAGAGCUGUCAAUCAGCAACCAAAUCUGGCAAAAAAAAUAGGAAGAUCAUCAGGGCAGUUAAUGAAGGAAAACAGCACAUUGAAGAUGAACCCAGGCCAAAAGUAGGAGCAGACCUAAGGAGGGAUAUUAAAGAGCUGACGUCUCAGAGGAAGUCAAUACCACCGCCCCCUAAGCCACCUGAGAUCACGCAGGCAACUCAACCCAAAGGAGUAGUAAUUAAGGAAGUGGCCAGGGGUUCCACUUAUGCUCAAGCAGUAUUGGGAAGAAGGAGAAGUUAUGAACGUCAGAAGAAAGAUAGAAUCAGGGAAGAUCUUGCUCACUGGCUCAACAAGAAGAUCUUCGCCAUUAAGAAAGGAACAAUCAUCAGAACCACUAAGAGCUAUAGAGGCAGACAGAGCAGCAACAUCGAAGUACAAGCAAAAGGAAGGAAAACUAAAGCCACCAGAUGA